Molecule: messenger RNA, 382 nt
Organism: Anopheles cruzii
Lineage: Eukaryota; Metazoa; Arthropoda; Insecta; Diptera; Culicidae
Gene: SNRPG
Product: probable small nuclear ribonucleoprotein G
Exons: 3
Coding region: 99-329 (76 amino acids)
Biological process (GO): spliceosomal snRNP assembly; mRNA splicing, via spliceosome
Cellular component (GO): spliceosomal tri-snRNP complex; U12-type spliceosomal complex; U4 snRNP
Molecular function (GO): RNA binding
Source: RefSeq, a predicted model, not a curated record
CAAACAACGCGCUUCGGACAAGCGGCGGCGAAUCGCAUCGUCUCAAUCCCUUCUUUUUUGGUGAAAAAGGAUAUUUAUCCUAGCAGAAUAACCAAAACAUGUCGAAGGCACAUCCCCCGGAGUUGAAAAAGUACAUGGACAAGCGGCUGUCGCUGAAACUGAAUGGCGGUCGUGUGGUUUCUGGCAUUCUGCGUGGUUUCGAUCCCUUCAUGAACGUCGUGGUGGACGAAUCGAUUGAAGAAUGCAAAGACGGUACCCGCAACAACAUCGGAAUGGUGGUUAUUCGGGGUAACAGUAUCAUCAUGGUUGAGGCGCUGGACCGGAUAUAAAUCUUCACCCUUAACUAUCAAAUAAACACAACUAUUAAUAGUGACAUCAUUUG